Molecule: messenger RNA, 1687 nt
Organism: Branchiostoma belcheri (Belcher's lancelet)
Lineage: Eukaryota; Metazoa; Chordata; Leptocardii; Amphioxiformes; Branchiostomatidae
Product: serine/threonine-protein phosphatase 2A activator-like
Exons: 9
Coding region: 23-1000 (325 amino acids)
Biological process (GO): mitotic spindle organization
Cellular component (GO): nucleus; cytoplasm; protein phosphatase type 2A complex
Molecular function (GO): protein tyrosine phosphatase activator activity; peptidyl-prolyl cis-trans isomerase activity
Source: RefSeq, a predicted model, not a curated record
UGCGUAACUCAUUGUGAACAAGAUGGCGGAAAAAUCAGCCACCCCCAAUCCUUCUGAAGAUGGGGAAGACAGAAACACAGAGAACAGUUCUCCUGAACAUGAGUUCUCUGUACCAAAGAGGGAAAUCUUGAGCCCCAUGGACAUGGGCAAGUGGCAGAAAUCUCAGGCCUACAGGGACUACCUGGGGUUUGUGCUGACACUGAACGAGGCUGUGAAGGGGAAGUCCAGAACAUGUGAAUGCCAUAUUUCUGAACCAACAGAGAAACUACUGGGCAUUCUGGACACCCUGGACAGAUGGGUGGAUGAGACUCCUCCUGUAGAACAGCCCCAGAGAUUUGGGAACAAGGCCUACCGUACAUGGUUUCAGAGACUAGAAGAGAAUGUGGAGUCCUUAGUCCAGCCCCUGCUGCCUGAGAAGUACCACACUGCAGGGCCUGAGGUGGCUGUGUACCUACGGGAGGGAGUGGGCAACAAGACUAGGAUAGACUAUGGCACAGGACAUGAGGCAGCCUUUACAGCCUUCCUCUGCUGCCUUUUCAAGUUACGGAUCUUCACAGAAAAGGACAUGCUGGCUCUCAUCUUCAGAGUAUUUCACAGAUAUCUGGAGGUGAUGAGAAAGCUGCAGACAGUGUACAGGAUGGAGCCGGCCGGGAGUCAGGGAGUCUGGGGACUAGAUGACUUCCAGUUCCUGCCCUUCCUCUGGGGGAGUUCACAGUUUUUAAAUCAUCCUACAAUAGAGCCCAGACACUUCCCCCAGCUAGAGAUUGUACAGCAUCAUCACACAGAGUACAUGUUCCUGGACUGUAUCAGGUUCAUCAACACAAUGAAGACAGGUCCGUUUGCAGAACAUUCGCACACCCUGUGGGGCAUCAGCGGUGUGCCUUAUUGGGGCAAGGUCAACUCAGGACUCAUCAAGAUGUACAAAGCAGAGGUUCUGAACAAGUUCCCAGUUAUCCAGCAUUUCUUGUUCGGCUCUCUCCUGUCCAUUCAACCUGCAUGACACCUAGAUGUAGAUGUAGAACUCUUUUUCCUCUAUGUGGUGCAGUAUAGUCCAUGCCACUUUCCAAUAAGUGGGUUGUCACCAUUCACUUGCAAAUAAAGUCUUAAAAGAGUGUUUUCAUGCAACAUUGUUGUUGUGUCUACCACCAUGUUGGUGUCCUAAUUUGCAUUUCAGUGCUCAAACAUUUUCAGACAUUAAAAGAUCUACUGACCCUCUUAGUAAUCACUACUAAGAAUACUAAAAAAACUUGCCAGUAAAACACAUAAUGCUGUGUAGACUUAAGCUUGAUAUGCAAAAAGGACACCAACAUAGAGUUCAGCACAUGUCUGUUUCACUGAUAUGGAAAGUGAGAGAAAAGGCUCUAUACAAACUGUGGACCCAGCAAUCCCUCUGUCAAGUGUCAAGUAUGCUUUAAGUUAAGUUGUUUUAUUGUGAAAAUGUUGAUCUAAACAUUUAUAAUGUGUUAUAGCAUGUCGACAGUAGAACCAUGUUAUAUUGUUUCAAAUGUAUCAUCUCACUUCAUUGAGUUGUUUCCUGGAGUCCAACCUCAAAUUUGACAAUAUUGUUCAUUUGUGGACAUUUGGUACCUAACUGGACCUGUUUAAUUGUGAAUUACAUGUACUAGUAUACAUUCUACAGUUCAAAGGUCCUUUGACUGUUUAGAAAAGUCAAUAAAAUCAACACAAA